UCCUUCGUCUAAUAUCCAAUGUGGGACUUUGUUUGAUAUUUCACAACUUUAAAGUUCUCAUUAAAUUCAUUUCAACCAUAGAGUUAAUUUAGAGAAUAGUCAUGCGAGCCAACCACUUAAUCGUCACAAAUUCACAGAAACGGUGCAAGUUGAGUCGCGGGGUACGUCUUAUCUCAGAAACAACGAGAAGACAAGCCCUUGUGAAUUGCAUACGGAGAGAGUGCUAUCCAAGUGGACAAAUUGCUACAUAGACAGAACCAUGUGAUACGCUCUGUUCUAGUCUGUCCCAACGCUUCAAAGACUACAAGUUUGUUCCAGAAACUUUUCAAUACAUUAGUUUCACUGGUCUUUCUAUAUAUAUAGACGCAUGAGCCAUUCUAAUUUCUAUCAUCAACCAACAACAAAACAAUCCAAUAACUUUAAAUCUUUCCAUACAUCUCCAAAACUUUCAAAAGAACUCAAACUUUUCAGAGAAAAGACAUAGAAAUGGCUUUGGUGAGAAGUCUAUUGGGUGCAAAGAAGAUUCUUGGCUGCUCAGUCUCAGCAGCUUCCACGAGCAAAAGAGCAGCCUCGGCAGCACCGAAAGGGUUUCUUGCGGUGUACGUUGGAGAGAGCCAGAAGAAGAGAUAUGUGGUGCCAAUCUCAUACUUCAACCAGCCUUCUUUUCAAGCGCUUCUCAGUAAAUCCGAGGAAGAGUUUGGGUUUGAUCAUCCGAUGGGUGGCUUAACGAUCCCUUGUCCUGAAGAUAUCUUCAUCAACGUAACAUCUAGGCUCCAAUGAUGAUUAUCAUCUAAAUCUUUUUUUAUUCCUGAGUUAGCAAUAGACUUAUUCUUUGUAAGUUAUAGGAGCUUUCUCUCAUUUUCUUUCUUCUCGAAAGAGUUGUUUAGAGAGUGAAUGACACAGAUCAAACGAUCAUGUCAAAUAGGGUUUGGAUCGACUGUUAAAGAAAGGCCACAACAUUUGAAGAUAAUUUUGAGAGAAUUGCCUUUUUAUUUUUAUAUUGUAGUUUAAAAUGAUAUAGAAGUUUCCAUUAUACAAAUUUUGUAUUUUUUAAUAAUAAUAAUAUUAAUCUAAUUUUUUAAACGAUGUAAGAUAAAUUUGUCUCUGAUUAAUAUAAUAACUCUUUAAACAUAUUUAGUUUUUUUUUGGUACUUUGUGUUUACAAACGAUAUAAGAUGAUUAUAAUUAGGCCUGGACUUAUUAUCCGAGAUCCGGAUUCGAUCCGAGAUUCGCUCCGAAAAUAGUAUAUUCGGGGUGUCCGGAUCCGAAUCCGGAUAGUUGAAUCUUAGAUCCGUCCAAACUAGAUAUCUUAAUUUUAAGGUCUGGAUAUCUGGAUCCGGAUCUGGAUCCGUAUUUUUAAAACACAUUAAUUUUUAAAUUUCUUUAAUAUUUAUAUUUGAUAUAUUAAUAUUUAUACAUGAAUUAAUCUUAUAAUAUUAUAUUUUAGCUUUUACAAUAUUAUAGACAUAUAUAAAUUUUGUAUAAAUAUAUUUAUGUAUUAUAUUAAAAAUAGUAUUUUUAAAAAAAUUAUUAUUUUAAUUAUUUUUACGUAUCCGGAUAUCCGCGGAUAGUAGAAUAUCGAGACGGAUAUCCGGAAACCACGAAUCCAAAUUGGAAUAUUAAAUCCACGGAUCCGGAUAUCCUAAAUUUUUCGGAUGGAUAUCCGGAUCGUCCCAGGCCUAAUUCUAUCAGAUAUUCGGACAGAAUUUUAAUCAGAUAUUCGGACAGAAUUUUAAUCAGAUAUUUUAUUAUCUUACGUUAUAAAUUUCAUAAAUAAUUGUGCCGAAAGUAGCCACCGCCACCACCGUAAUCAGCAGAGAGGCCAACGAACAAUUACAUUUGUUUUGAUGUAAAAGAAGGCUAACAACAAACAAUCAUAGCUCACUUUUCUUCUUUUCUCACUCUGUCUCUGUAUCGUCUAGUCAACUAUUUUAUCCUCUCUCUUCAAUCCUACCUCCGUAAG
Molecule: messenger RNA, 1963 nt
Organism: Brassica napus (rape)
Lineage: Eukaryota; Viridiplantae; Streptophyta; Magnoliopsida; Brassicales; Brassicaceae
Product: auxin-responsive protein SAUR21-like
Exons: 1
Coding region: 487-780 (97 amino acids)
Biological process (GO): response to auxin
Source: RefSeq, a predicted model, not a curated record